UUUCUCCAUGGCUUCAUCAAACAACCUUAUUCAUGUAUUCUGGCAUGAGGGCAUGUUGAAACAUGACACAGGAAAAGGUGUUUUUGAUACAGGAAUGGACCCUGGUUUUCUUGAUGUUCUUGAAAAACACCCUGAAAAUGGAGACAGAGUAAAGAACAUGUUGUCUAUUCUCAAAAGGGGUCCUAUUUCUCCUUUCAUUUCUUGGCAUCAAGGACAACCUGCUCUUAUCUCUCAAUUGUUAUCUUUCCAUACCCAAGAAUAUGUAAAUGAACUAAUUGAAGCUGAUAGAAAUGGCGGGAAAGAAUUAUGUGGAGGGACAUUCUUAAAUCCUGGGUCAUGGGAUGCUGCACUUCUUGCUGCUGGUAGUACAUUAUCAGCUAUGAAACAUAUAAUUGAUGGACAUGGGAAAAUUGCUUAUUCAUUGGUCAGGCCACCUGGUCAUCACGCACAACCUACUCAAGCUGAUGGUUAUUGCUUCCUUAACAAUGCUGGUCUAGCUGUACAACUGGCUUUAGAUGGUGGCUGUAGGAAGGUUGCUGUCCUUGACAUCGAUGUUCAUUACGGUAAUGGAACUGCAGAAGGGUUUUAUCAUUCUGAUAAGGUUCUCACUAUCUCCCUGCAUAUGAAUCAUGGUUCUUGGGGGCCUUCUCAUCCACAGGGUGGAACUAUAGAUGAGCUUGGUGAAGGUGAAGGUUUUGGGUAUAACCUGAAUAUACCUUUGCCAAAUGGAACUGGGGACAAAGGGUAUGGUUAUGCCAUGCGACACUUAGUUGUUCCUGCAAUCGAGAAAUUUGAGCCUGAUAUGAUGGUUUUAGUUGUUGGGCAGGACUCAAGUGCUUUUGAUCCAAAUGGAAGACAAUGCUUGACGAUGGAGGGUUACAGAGAGAUUGGGCGGACAAUUCGUGCCCUGGCAGACAAGUAUAGCAGUGGGCGGGUCUUGAUCGUCCAAGAAGGUGGAUACCAUGUUACAUAUUCAGCCUAUUGUCUGCAUGCGACUCUUGAAGGCGUGCUCAAUGUUUCAGAGCCUCUAUUAUCUGAUCCUAUUGCUUAUUAUCCUGAAGAUGAAUCAUUUCCAACCAAGGUAAUUGAAGCUAUCAAAAAGUAUCAGAAGGAGGUUGUACCAUUUCUUAAAGAUGCUUAGUUGGGAUCGCCUUCGUUUCGCUUAUGAGCUCAAGCACUUUAUGUGUCCCAACAACUUCCUGCUUACUCUUUGAUCAGUGAUUGUAUUUCUGUAUUUAUACCUGAUUCUCAACACAAUCUUGUUCUCAAGGAUGUUAAGGUGUAAACGAAGCCCUUAGAUCAACGGGGAGUUGAUGCAAGAAUUCAUCUACCAGCAAAAUAGCUUAUUUAAAUCAACUAUGUGGGAGUCCUUAGUUAUUUUCUCCUUUAAAAGGUUAUCCAUAUUUUAUUGGUUCUAUUUCAACAUCACUCUCAUUUUGUAAUUUGAUAAUCUUUUCAAUCUUCAAGCCUCUGGUUUUUGUAA
Lycium ferocissimum is the source of this 1483-nucleotide messenger RNA. Its product is annotated as histone deacetylase 8-like. The transcript is spliced from 3 exons. Bases 8 to 1141 code for a protein of 377 amino acids. The record is from RefSeq and is a predicted model, not a curated record. Lineage: Eukaryota; Viridiplantae; Streptophyta; Magnoliopsida; Solanales; Solanaceae.